This is a messenger RNA of Annulohypoxylon maeteangense, 321 nucleotides long. RefSeq names its product ribosome-assembly protein 3-domain-containing protein. NCBI's taxonomy places the organism in Eukaryota, Fungi, Ascomycota, Sordariomycetes, Xylariales, Hypoxylaceae. The coding region runs from base 87 to 314 and encodes 75 amino acids. Gene Ontology annotation, biological process: ribosomal large subunit assembly. The record is from RefSeq and is a predicted model, not a curated record. Gene Ontology annotation, cellular component: preribosome, large subunit precursor. The transcript has a single exon.
CCUACACAACCUUGAAUUACCUACCACUUACCUAAACAAAGUUACCCCUACCUUAGCUACUACGGUCAAGAAGAGAAUAGCGAGAUAUGUCAGCCAAAGAUACCGCCUCCCAGGAGUUCACCUCCUAUUACCUCCAGCAAAGUACCAAGGAAUUCGCAGAAGAUUUGGACAAUAUUCGCAACGCUGAUGACUUCAAAGGCGAUGCCGUGGGCAUGCUCGUCAAAUCCCUACAGCAAGGCAUCACCUUAUUCUCUACUAUAGAGAAGGAGAGAAUACUUAGUUCGCAAAAGACUACCGGUUUGGAGAAGGAGUGAGACAUGA